AUGUGCACCCAUCUCGUGGCCGUCUGGAAGCGACUUUGCGAUGGAGGCGAAGAGUACAGCGCCGAGUUCCUCGAUCACUUGGCUGGCUACUUGCUCAACACCGGCCUGAUUGACUACAUUCUGGGCGCAAGUUGCCAUCAGAGAUCAUCGUCGAAAGCGCCAACAUUGUCGGCUUCUUGGUGGUGGCGCGCAUACCGCUCAGAGCACACCGACCGUGUGUGGCACGGCAUCACCUCGAGCCAAGACCCGCGUGUGGUAGACGCCUUGACGCGUAUGAUGACCAACAUUACCAACUUAUUCGACUACGCUGGCUUGCUGCAUCUCUGCAACAAGUUUCAGCCUUUGCCUGUGGAGGAUUCUCACCUUCGAUACGCCUUUUAUUGGACAAUGUCUUGGCUCUGCCUGCGCCUCCUCAGAGUCGUCUCGAUACGACAUGCGACCGAGGGUCAGAUGCAGGUCCUCACGGAGCAACAUGACCUGGCCAAGCUCAUUGUGGAGGAGCUGGAGCACGCAGGAAUGCCGGACGAUCGGCCGGCGUGUUUCCGGUUCUCUCUGCCGGCGGCGAUUGACAACGACCUCGGCACAAAGCUUUGGAAUAUUCUUGUCGGGCCACAGUCAACCUGUGCAGAGGAUCGAAAGGCCGGCUGGUACGUUAUUCUGAGCGUGGCCAGGAAGGCGACUCUGCAGAAUGCGUUCCUUCGGACGUGCUUUUCGGAGCAUUUGCCGAGGCUGCCGGCCGGCUAUUUCUGUGAAGGGAUGCUCGAGUUCGUCAGGGCGAGUCCGUUUGCUCUUGGAGAGAACCCGCGCGACUUUGUCCUCGACGAUGAGGCAAUAGUUGCGCGGUAUGGCAUUGAACACCUGUGGAGAAUCAUGCUUGAAGCUCAAGACUCUGGUCUCGUCGCACAGGCCAUCUCUAUCUGGCCGUCGACGUCUAUCUGGAAAGCAAAGCCAUCAUGUCGUAUCCCUCCACCGGACACGGCAAUCAAGCCAAAAUUUGCUGUGGCCGACCUCCGAUCCUUCAUGUCCGAGACGCCCCAGCAGAUUGAGGGUGACUCGGCCCGCCUCAGAUAUCAGUCGUUUGACGGCGACGAGCAAACAGACAUUAUGCCGUUGAGCAUUGGCAAGCUGAAUACGGUGUCGUCUCUGCUCGCAAGCCUUAGGCAGGAGACGGGCUUCGACAAUUACCGCGUGUAUUAUCAGGCCACCAACUGCUUUUGGUAG
Messenger RNA from Hirsutella rhossiliensis, 1221 nucleotides. RefSeq lists its product as uncharacterized. The transcript is spliced from 5 exons. Bases 1 to 1221 code for a protein of 406 amino acids. The record is from RefSeq and is a predicted model, not a curated record. Lineage: Eukaryota; Fungi; Ascomycota; Sordariomycetes; Hypocreales; Ophiocordycipitaceae.